Messenger RNA from Lachancea nothofagi CBS 11611, 348 nucleotides. The record is from the annotation of a GenBank genome assembly. NCBI's taxonomy places the organism in Eukaryota, Fungi, Ascomycota, Saccharomycetes, Saccharomycetales, Saccharomycetaceae.
AUGGGAAACUUCAGAUUUCCUGUCAAAGUCAAACUUCCUUCUACCUUUCUGAAUGCUAGGGUUAUCAGAGACAAUUUCAAAAGACAACAGGUAGCUGAACAUGAAAUCACUACCAAAGCACUCAAAUACAUAGCGAGAAACACAACUCUACCUCCCAAAGCCAGACUAGAGGCCCAAUUACGCUUGAGUGUGAUGCCAAAUUACACCAGAAUGUCACAAGUGAAAAAUAGAUGUGUGGAGACUGGACACGCAAGAGCAGUACUUAGUGAUUUCAGGCUGUGCAGAACGCAGUUCAGAGAGAAGGCUAGAAAUGGAGACUUGCCGGGCGUAAAGAAAGGUGUUUGGUAA